AUGUCCAAACUCGCUGUGAUUCUUGGCCUUCUGGGAGUCACUACCGUUUAUGCUAAUAACGGCAUCCCGGAGCAUUAUUUCACAGAUAAUCAAGGCAUCGACGCCGCCCAAGCCGGUUCUCCCAUGUGGCACAUGGCCAGUGGAUCUUGCCUUCCAAGCGCUGCAGAAGAUGGCCAAGGACACCAAACCAACGGCGUUGACCCGGGAUCCGGGGACUGCGCCGUCGGGGCAUAUCUAGGCCAUGGCUGCCCAGGAGACUCGACCUGGCGUGGUAGUAACAACGUCUGGUACCAUGACGCGCCCGGCGAGCCCUUCUACGAUAUCCCCACUUACUUCACGACCCGGAAGUGCGGCGACAGAGAUUGGCGCAUUUACUACGGUGUCUACUUCAAAAAGGAUGUUGGACAUAAGUCCGACUGGGAAUGGGCAGUGAUGAAAUGGACCCCGGAUGGCCCUGGAGGCAGCUGGGUGCGAAACAGCGUUGUCCUGCAGGUGGACAAAACAUGGGGAGGUGGCAAUUACGGUGACAUCCCCAACACCUUUGACCGCUCAGGCGACCAGUUCCAAGACGGCAACAGGAACCGCGACCACCCGAAGUUCUACUUCGGCAAACACCACCACGCGGUGCACUGGGAUAUGUCUGGCAAUUUCAAGAGCACAUGCCCGGGACUAGGAACAGACGAUUUCAGGUCAAAUGACUUCCAGUUCUGGGCGCAUUCGGAUUUGAGACAUAUCAACUUCAUUGGCUCAGACUGGAAUUAUGGCCAGGCGACUAAUCCUCAUGCUGUCGACCUCUGCGAUGGACAUGGCAAAAUCUAA
Molecule: messenger RNA, 819 nt
Organism: Cucurbitaria berberidis CBS 394.84
Lineage: Eukaryota; Fungi; Ascomycota; Dothideomycetes; Pleosporales; Cucurbitariaceae
Exons: 3
Coding region: 1-819 (272 amino acids)
Source: RefSeq, a predicted model, not a curated record